Messenger RNA from Labrus mixtus (cuckoo wrasse), 2295 nucleotides. It is a transcript of the gene b3gat2, whose product is annotated as beta-1,3-glucuronyltransferase 2 (glucuronosyltransferase S). NCBI's taxonomy places the organism in Eukaryota, Metazoa, Chordata, Actinopteri, Labriformes, Labridae. The transcript is spliced from 4 exons. Gene Ontology annotation, cellular component: Golgi membrane. Gene Ontology annotation, biological process: carbohydrate metabolic process; chondroitin sulfate proteoglycan biosynthetic process. The coding region runs from base 535 to 1434 and encodes 299 amino acids. The record is from RefSeq and is a predicted model, not a curated record. Gene Ontology annotation, molecular function: galactosylgalactosylxylosylprotein 3-beta-glucuronosyltransferase activity.
UCCAUCCCGUCUCCCCUCCUCUGCUCUGCACCUGCUCCUCCCCUCCUGCUUUAUUAUCCUCAGACUCACAGCAGCUCUCCGUCCUCUCCGAGUGAUGCUCCUCGGCGGCUCACAUCGGUGGGUUAUCUCCGCCCGGUUCAGGAGGAGGACGGCUCCGGCUUGUUUUUCUCCCCAGGAAACACUCACUGAAGCACGGGCAGGACAUGGGAAUUUAACGGAGCCGGUGAGGGAGUGAGCAGAAGGAGGGUAUAGGACGACGAAGAGACACUGAAGUCCCAUCCGAGAGAGGAGAGGAGGCAGAGGAGGAGGAAGGGAACUCCGGAGAAACGGUCCCGUCGGGACGGGGCAAGGCAGCGGAGGUUUUUGAGCUUAAAAUAGUUUGAAAUUGACUCGAGAUGUCUGCUUUUGCUGUUUUUUGGUUCUGAAAAAUAAAAUCGCAGGAUUUAAAAAAAGGGUUUCUGAGUUGCGGUCGGUCGGUGGAUAAUUGUGAUGGAGUGAGAAAAAGAGAGGACGCACUGUAACUUCAGCCUCGCCAUGAAAUCAGUGUUCUUCAGUCGCUUCUUCAUCCUGCUACCCUGGGUCCUGAUUGUUAUCAUCAUGAUCGAUAUCGACAGUAAACGGGCGAUCCGGGUUCCUGUAGCAGGUCGGACCGGCAGGGCGCAGCGGGCGGCCCGGACACCGGGCGCUCAGAACCAGUCCGCCCUGCCGGUUAUUUACGCCAUCACUCCGACAUACACCCGCCCGGUGCAGAAAGCGGAGCUGACCCGCCUGGCCCACGCCUUCCGCCAGGUGCCCCGCUUCCACUGGAUUGUAGUGGAGGACUCCUCGUCGCGCACGGAUCUGGUGGCGCGCUUUCUGGCCCGGAGCGGCGUGCCGUUCACGCACCUGAAUAUUUUCACUCCCCGCAGGUUCAAACGCGCCGGGAUGCCACGCGCCACCGAGCAGAGGAAUGUGGCUCUCGCGUGGCUCCGGCAGCACCGGAGCAAGCGGGACCCCGGGGUGGUUUUCUUUGCGGAUGACGACAACACAUACAGCCUGGAGCUGUUUGAAGAGAUGCGAAGUACUCGAGGCGUGUCUAUUUGGCCUGUUGGAUUUGUAGGAGGCAGAUCGUAUGAGCGCCCCCUGGUGUCUGGGGGUAAAGUUGUGGGCUGGUACACCGGCUGGAGACCAGACCGACCUUUUGCCACCGACAUGGCAGGAUUUGCAGUGAACCUUCAGGUGAUCCUGGCGAACCCUCGGGCGCAGUUUAAGCGACGCGGCUCCCAGCCGGGGAUGCAGGAGUCCGACUUCCUGAAGCAGAUCACAAAGGUGACGGAGCUGGAGCCCAAAGCCAACAACUGCACCCGGGUGCUGGUUUGGCACACUCGCACAGAGAAGCCGCACCUCGCAAAUGAGCCCAAACAUCGGAAAGACACCGUGGUCAUCGAGGUGUGAGAGCCUGAAGUGCCGGGCAGAGGAUCCAAAACCAGACGCUGAUUGUUGCGAGCCAUCAUCUCUUGGCUGAGACUGACGACAGCCCCUGCUGUCUCCCCUUAUUGGGGUUAUACAAUCUGUUCACGAUGGACACAGACUCUGAGGAGCUGCAUGAUUCAAGACUUCUGGCAGCCUGUCAGAACCUGCUCUAUGAGAACUGGACUAGCAUGAAUACGAUGCUUUUACAAACUGGGACAACUGGGACGGCUCAUUUCCUCCCUCAACAGCCUGCUGAUGUAAAAAAGAAAAAGAAAAAACAGAAGCAUACAUGUAUGAAACAUCAUGUUGCUGGAUUGAAAAGUUGCCAUGUGAAUCAUUAACUUCAUCUUGAAUCUAAUUAAAUGUGAAACAGGAAUAAUCGUCGUAAGAAGUCUCAUGGAUCAGAUAUCUGAGAGUGUUGUAAUGUUUUCACAUCCUUUCAUUUCAAAGUAUUUCCUCUACUCUUCUGGGCCCUGUUUAUCACACACCUUUUGUUCUAAUGGACUGAUUGAUACAAGUCUUGGAGUUGCUCCAGUAGAUCGCUUCAGCCAGCCGCUGCAAAAAAACAGCUGUAGUGGCUGCAACAUCCUUUGCAGCAAAUUAACCCGAUCAAAGUUUUUGCUUUUGCCGUUAAAAGGCUCAGAUUGAAGUGUGUGAAAACCUUUAACCUCCCUCGAGAGAAAGACCUUUGUACUAAAAUAGUAUAAUCAAACAAAAAAAUGCCUUUAUAUCACUCUGUGAAAGACGGCAAACUCCAGGGACAAACAGUCAUUUACAUUUGCCUUCCACUGUCAGUGUGUUUUUUUAUUCUGUUAUUAUGGGAACAUACAUUCAAACCAAGCC